UGUUGGAUUAGCAAUUUUUCGACAGCUAUUAUUUAUAAAAAGCCACCUUUACUUACUUACGAUAUUCUAACAGUAGUUUUAUGUUUUGAGCGCAGUGGUUUUAUAUGUCAAGUGCUUUACGGGUGUUGCGGAAUGUCACGUUUGUUGUACCGUUGCCUAGCAACGAACUGGAUAGCUGCUUUUACAUUAUAAAGUAGCGUUUUCACAACUCUACCAACAAUGUCUGAAGCCAUCUACCCAGCAGGAAGCGUCUACGACUGGAUCCCAAAGGAGCAAGAGGAAAUUAAAAAACCACCAAGAUAUGUGUCCAAGUUCAGGCCAGCUGUCAUUCUUGAGCACAAGUUAACCAAAGAUGCAAAGAAGACGAUGGGACCACCAAAAGUGGAAUUGCCAUCUCCGGAUAAGUACCUGAAAAAACACUCAAAGCAUCCCAAACCACCUGAGAAGUCAGAAGACGGGCAUAAGACUCGGACCUGCGCAGUGAGGAAGCCAGCGGUCCCUAGGCGGACUGAGAAACCGCUGAUGGGGAUCCAAACCCAAAGGGAUUUCUUACAGACUACCGUCAUGUUUCCCAGAAAGCCUAAAGCCAUUUCUGUUGACACAAAGGAAGGACACAAACAGCUCCUGGAAAACUCUGGACUUGUCCCUAAAUACGUCAUGAAAAAGGAUUACGGUGAAGUACCGACGUAUCUGCAGCUGCGCAGUGAAGCCGAGCGGAAGGCCCAGGCGGAGUACCAGCGCCUGGUAAGGGAGCAGAAUGUGCUGCAGCGGCUAACGGAGGAGGAUCACCAGGCCGUCCUGAAGGGCCUGAAGAAGAAGUGGGACGAACUCCACCAUGAAUACCAGGGCCUUCCUAUCCUCAUCGACACGCCGUCAAAGAAAACCCGGAAGAUCCGCCUGGAGGAGAACAUGAGUCAACUGGAGAAGGACAUCAGCUUCUUUGAAAGCGUCGUGAUGUCAUCAGGAAAUCCUCCAUCUGUUGCUCCGUCCAGUGUUCUGGUGGUGGAAUCAAGCCGUUAAUGUUGAUGGCUCCAAAUAUCAUUUUGUUUCUCUAUUUUCUAAACAAUUUGCCAGAAACACCUGAAUUUUAAUUCCAAUUCAUUUAUAAAAUUUGAUAGCCCAUUUAUUGCAUAUAAUUUGGCCUGAAAUGGGGCUUUUCUCCUUCUCCCCUGAAAAUAUAAUUAAAUUAUCAAUUUGGAAUCUCACUGUUUAUAAGAUAAUUUGCUCAAAAACUAAACUAUUUUGAGGUGUUUCACAAGUUUUCCAAAUCAGCUGUCUAGAAUUCAAGAUAGACUAUGAGAUGUUUUAGAUUUAGAUUUAAAUAUUGUCACCUGCUGUUGCUGAAUAAACGUUAAAGGGAAAACUUACUUUUUUGAGCUUUAAAUCAUGUUAAAAAGUCAUUCCUUUAUCAAAAACAUGGAUUAUUGCUUUGAUUCUUUCAUUCAUGUUUGAGAAAUCCUGGAGUCUCCAUAGCAACCAUUCAGCUAUGCUAAACACCUGGGUGAACUUCGAGUUUCCACCUCACAGAGCAACCCUGUCCCACCCAGCUCCUUCAGACUAGCCAGCAGCAGUUAGCAGACAUCUGGUGGAAAUAUGUGUUGUCGCUAUUUCUCAGUGAAACGUGAAACUGUGGUUAAAGGGUUAACAGAGGAGCCAUGUUGAGACGACUUCCAGAAGGCGGAGUUUCAGAAAGAG
Messenger RNA from Poecilia reticulata (guppy), 1695 nucleotides. Lineage: Eukaryota; Metazoa; Chordata; Actinopteri; Cyprinodontiformes; Poeciliidae. The record is from RefSeq and is a predicted model, not a curated record.